Messenger RNA from Setaria italica (foxtail millet), 1571 nucleotides. RefSeq names its product DIBOA-glucoside dioxygenase BX6. The transcript is spliced from 3 exons. Bases 191 to 1339 code for a protein of 382 amino acids. The record is from RefSeq and is a predicted model, not a curated record. NCBI's taxonomy places the organism in Eukaryota, Viridiplantae, Streptophyta, Magnoliopsida, Poales, Poaceae.
GGGCCAAAAUUUCCUCAUGCGGCCUAGUGGACGGGACCAUACGGAGACCACGACUGGGAUAUAUCAUCAGCUCGCCAUACAUCUCAUUUGGCGGAACCAGAUCAACAUUUCUUCUUCGUGUGCAUCGCAUCUUCACCUAUAGCAACAGGAGAGCAGCGAGAUCGAAGCAGCGCCGAUCAUUCGAUAGAUCAUGUCCGCCACGAGAGCCGCCGCCGGCGUGGGAGGCUACGACCGCCAGCGCGAGCUGCACGCGUUCGACGACACCAAGGCCGGCGUGAAGGGCCUCGUGGACGCUGGCGUCACGGCCGUCCCCGCCAUCUUCCACCACGCGCCGGACCCCCUCCCGGUGCUGCAGCAGGCGUCCGGCGACAGCAACGUGGCCAGGACGACCAUCCCGGUCAUCGACCUGUCGUGCGCGCGGCGGGACGAUCUGGUGCGCGGGGUGAAGGCGGCGGCGGAGACCGUGGGGUUCUUCCAGGUGGUCAACCACGGCGUGGCCGGUGGGCUCCUGGCCGAGACGCUGGCCGCGGUGCGGCGGUUCAACGAGGCGCCCGCGGAGGCGAAGAGGCCCUACUACUUCCGGGGCAACGCCCGCAAGGUGAGGUUCAGCUCCAACUUCGACCUGUUCCAGGCGCCGGCCGCCAACUGGCGCGACACCCUCUUCUGCGACCUCGCGCCGGAGCCGCCGCGGCCGGAGGAGCUGCCCGAGGCCGUCAGGCACGUGAUGGUGGAGUUCGGCGACGCGGUGCGGGCGCUGGCCGAGCGGCUGCUGGAGCUCCUGUCGGAGUCCCUCGGCCUCGCCCGCGAUCACCUGAGGGAGAUGGGCUGCGUGGAGGGCCUCGGCGUGGCGAGCAACUACUACCCGCCGUGCCCGGAGCCGGACCUCACGCUCGGCAGCACCAGGCACACCGACGCGUCUUUCCUCACCGUGCUCGUCCAGGACGACAUGGGCGGCCUCCAGGUCCUCGUUGAUCGAGGGGACGGUCGCCGGGGUUGGCUGGAAGUGCCUCCCUUGCCGGGCGCGCUCGUCAUCAACAUCGGUGACCUUCUUCAGCUUGUUAGCAACGGCAAGUUCAGGAGCGUGGAGCAUCGGGUUUUGGCGAACAAGAGUAGGGACACACCGAGGGUUUCGGUGGCGGCGUUCUGCAGCACGGACGUGAUAAGGUCCACGAGGGUGUAUGGCCCCAUCGAAGAACUCACGUCGUCGGAUGGCAGCGAUCCACCGCUUUACAGGAGCAUCACCAUUCACGAGUACCUCGCGCACUUCCUCAAGAAAGGCUUGGAUGGUCGCCACACGCUGGACCACUUUCUGCUGCUGCAACCGACUCCUACCGUGUAGAUCCAAUGCUGCGGUCACUGCUUCUCAAAUGAAAUUUGGAGUUGCUUUGCGAAUAAAAAAAAAAGGUCCACUAAAUAAGCAAGGAACCCAACAUGGGGAACAUGAUUCCAGUUAUGAAGUAGUAGUAGUAAAAUAUUAUGCUAGUAUCCUCGGUGAACCUUGUGUGCAUAAUAGUUUAUACUAUGUCACUGUUUACCACUUGCGUCAAAAAAAAAGGUUUACAAUUUGAUAA